AUGGAGGGUCUCGCUAUUGUAAACAAACCCCAAUGCAAGCGCGCGCUAGAGUAUUCGCCCUCGCCACCAGACAACGAAUCCAUCAAGAGAGAUGCACCCGGAAUCAGCGACGAAACGUACGCCCAGAGAUAUCAGGAAAAGCUAGAGGAGUACAGAGCUGCCAAAGCACAAGACUUGGAGGGGCCCUUCGACCCUAACACCGCUUCUGCCCCUACCGACUGUGCAGGGGGGGCCCGGGCACCUCAGGAACCAGUGCCAUUGCCAGUCGGUCACAGUAACGUGAGUUUUCUGGGCUACCCAGGAAAAAUUAGGAUACUACUCAAUGACCGGCUACUGACCCGAAUUGUUGGGAAGCGUCGAAUGCAGAGAAUACCCAGGUACCGGGUAACUGAAAAUCACACGCCUCUUUCAAACGAUGCGAUUGCGGGUGUUUUGCUUCGUUGUACGCCAAGUUCACCUACGGCCCAGUCAUGGCUCAGUGCGCAUAGGGGGAGCAAGGCGGUUGAGGAGAGAAACAAGGCAAUUUCAAAGGAGCGUGACAAACUCAGAAGACACGUGCUUCAAUUGCGUCCCAAGAGCGAGUGGACCAAGGUCAGUAAGGCGAAGACGAAAGAGGUUGUCGAGGGUUAUAAUGCAAAAGAAGUUAUGGUGAAUAGCGAACAAGUCGUCCCUGGGGCUGGUGAAAUGAAAGAUGAAAGUUGUGCGGCGCAGACCGGGAUUCAACCAACGGAAGAGGAAUUGAGGAUAGCCAGGAUGCAGCAUCUUGAGGCUUCUUUCGAUUCAGACGAACCAGUAAAACAAAUUUUCGAAGUCUUCAAAACCACUGCGAGACUGCAGAUAGUGACAUGUGAUGAUCAGGAGCCCGCGAAUAUCUCUGAUCGUUUCAGGGCCGAGAUUCGACAGUAUUAUAGACACCCUGACGAGUAA
Aspergillus puulaauensis is the source of this 927-nucleotide messenger RNA. RefSeq lists its product as uncharacterized. The record is from RefSeq and is a predicted model, not a curated record. The transcript has a single exon. NCBI's taxonomy places the organism in Eukaryota, Fungi, Ascomycota, Eurotiomycetes, Eurotiales, Aspergillaceae. The coding region runs from base 1 to 927 and encodes 308 amino acids.